AACAGGUCACAUCUCGUUCCAUUUCCCGAGCGGCUUCUUCAUGGAUCCCCGCGACGACCAGCUGCAGGAAGAAGCAUCCCCUCUUCUCCCCUCGAUCGAAUCCCUCAAUCCUCUGCUUCCAGCCUCCAUCGGAUUAGGGUUCGUCCUCGCAUCGCUGGUCCUCGUCCGAUCGCAGUCCCUCAAACCCGUAUCCACUGCCAUAAAGCUCGCCGACAGCGCCAUCAAGGGCACCCAGGUGCUUUCCUCCUCUUCGCCCAAGUCGCUCCUUCUCGCCACCAAGGCCAUCGUCAAGGGGUACAGGGCAACCAAGCGGUUCGUCCCCGUGGGAUUCGACCCCAAGCUUCCGCCCGCGUCAAGGGCUAAACUCAAGGCUUGCCUCGGCGCCGCCAGUUUGCUCAAGCACACCAGAUCCCUGCUCCUCGCUGGUGGAUCUCUGGGGGUAGGGUUUCUUAAAGGCGGAUACAACAUCUCGAAGAACUGUGUUAAGGUUCUCGAAGGAUUCAUCGGUCUUCAAUUGAAUUCAGCGGUCAGGGAGGGCAUCGAUGCGCUGGGCUUGGCUGUUAGGGUUGCCACUGUGGGAAAGGAGAUCAAACGCUUGCUUUUGAUUGAGUGGCAGAAGAGGACACAAAUUGAAUGCUUGAUUCUUGGAGGAGACUCGAGACCUGGGGUUCGAUUGAGUUACAAAAGAUUCAAUUUUGAUCGAUUUCACAUAAUUGGUGGCGAUUUUGGCGCUCAGAAUUUUCCAUUCAUGGGGAAAACUCCGUUCGAUGAAAUGGAUUUAGAGAUGCAUCUCUCUGAGCUGCUUUGCAUGUCAAUUCCGGUACAUGAGAAUAAAAAAGGAAGAGAUUGUUGGUGCGGGAAACAUCAAACGAUCGAACCUGGGUUUUGAUAAUGACAAAUGGUUCAAGUUAAGGUUUUUUGUUGUCUGACAAGUUUGAAUGAGACUACAGGAAAGUCUUAAGUGUUUUUAGGCAAAAAUCCUAGCUGCAGUUAGACAGGUGGAAAACCCUAGGUCCUCGGGGGUGGUAACCCUAGGUGGAAAGUCUUGACGGGUUGAGCGCUUCAGACAAAAUCCUAUACUCAGGGACUCUAGGUUGAAAUCCCGGUGAUCAUGGAUCGGAUGGAAGUCUAAUCAGGUCGUGGAGCGGACGUCCAACAUAAAGAUCGAAAGCCUCGGGCGUUAAAUAAAAGUGCAGUUGGUCUGAAGGAUCAGUCUGACAACAUGUAAAUUCUCCUAAGAGGAGUAGAUGAGGACGUGUUCCUGGUGAGGGAACAGUAGGCGUCGAUUCGACCUAAGGUUUCCGGAGAUGAAACUCGAAGUCAGAACCGGACAGUCCGGAGACUGUCAAAAUAACUUAUUAUUUCAUAUUUUAUUGUGCUAACUCUAUUUUGCAGGAUAUGUUUUGUAUUUUGGACUAAUGCAUCUUGCAGGGAGAGAAAAAAACUUAAAAACCUCGGAUGAACAGCUCCUGAGGCGUAUUCCAUGGAGCUUGGAGGCGCUUCGGGUGCCUUAGUCGAAAGCCUCGUGCAGCAAGACGCGAAGGCACCUUCCAAGGAGAUGGAAGACGCCUUGAACGCUGGAUGGAGGGCGUCCUUCAUGGAAUUUGGAGGUGCCUUCGGGUGGAUAAGCGGCGCAGGCAACGAAGCUUAUCAGCACCGCGGAAAUGGAGAUAGAACCUUAGCUGAAGGCGCCUCCUAUGGAGGUUGGAGGCGCCCUCAAUGACUUACUUAAGCCUAGUUCGAGUAGAGGCAAAGGACAAAAAAAAAGUUAGCAAUCUUUCUUCCGUGUGCUGCUAACAAAAUGAGCCGGUAAAGUCAUAACACUACUUCGACAACCAGAAGCUCUCAAUUUCAAACAUCAUUGUUAUCAUCAUUGUUAUCGGUAUAAUAUUUGGUAGCACUUUAAUUCUUAUACUCUGU
Molecule: messenger RNA, 1920 nt
Organism: Zingiber officinale
Lineage: Eukaryota; Viridiplantae; Streptophyta; Magnoliopsida; Zingiberales; Zingiberaceae
Exons: 2
Coding region: 41-889 (282 amino acids)
Source: RefSeq, a predicted model, not a curated record